AUGGACACGAUCAACGAUGUCAUGAAGCACUGCGUGCCGAUCAACUACGCCGACUACGACCCUCUCCCAGCCGACCACUUCUGCACCUACCCCGUCUUCUGCUCCAAGGCCACAGCCGAAGCCAUCGAAGCGAGCGCAACAUUCACCGCAAACUGGAAGCGCGCCUGCAAGCUCGACGGCCUGCACCAGGACAAGCUCGACUUCCAGGCCUGCACCACGCACCUAGGCCACUACAACCAAUGGGCGUACCCAGACUGUCUGCCCGAGCGAGUCUCGCUGAACGCCGUGCUCAGCGACUGCGCGUUCUUCUGGGAUGAUGUCAGCGACAGCAUCAGCGCCGAGAAGAUGGACGAGCUCACGCAGGACUUUGGCAUCGCGAUGCUGAGCGAGCUGCAGUCGGGCCGGCGCAUCGAGCCCACGUUCGAGAUCAACCGGAUCGCCGUGCAGGUCGCGCGCGAUCUCAUUGCCGUCGACCCCUUCACGGGCAUCGGGCAUCUGAAGGGGUGGAAGGGCCACCUUGAUGCGCAGGAGAGGAGCACGCACAACAAUAUGUCGUGGGAGCAGUAUGUUGAGCAUCGGGUCAACGAGUCUGGGGGGAACUGGGGCAUUUCGUUUGGAUGCUGGACGAACGACAUCCGCAUUAGCGACGAGGAGAAGGAGUCGGUUCGGUAUCUUACGCAGCUGGCGUGUGCGGGUGGGAUCCUGGGGAAUGACUACUAUAGCUUUCCCAAGGAGUUUGAUGAGCAUCAUCGGUCUGGGACGCUGGACCGGCUCCAGAAUGGGGUUGCGUUGUUCAUGCGGGAGUAUGGGUACACCGAGGAGGAGGCGAAGGAGAUCAUCAAGGCGGAGGUGAUCCGCAGGGAGAAGGAGUGGAUGGAUGGGUUUGAUGCCUGGAGCCGCCAGGCGGGCCCCGAGUCUGGCGAAGUCCGCAGGUAUCUUGUCAUGACGAUGGCGUUGAUGUCCGGGAGCAUGUUCUGGAUGGCCCAUGCCGGUCGCUACCACCGGACAGAUCUCGCUACCACCGCCGAGGACCGCGCAACGAUUAUUGGGAAGGCCCACGGUGCUCUGCGAGUGCUGGAGGGGUAUCCUCUGCCGAAGGGUAUGGAGGGCAUCGUGCGUGAGCCACGAGCAAUCACCAACGCUAAUGGACACGAGGUGCAGGCUCAGGCUCCGGCCCUAACAACCCAGAACGGUAACGGGCAUGCCCAGGAUGAGCAUCAUUUCAAAGAAAGGAGCAAUGGAAGCAAUGGGAAUGGUAGUGUAAGCAAUGGAGUCUAUGUUCAGCCAUUCAAGGCGCACGGCACCUGCACCAACUGCAUGGCUGCCUAUACGGCUCCGUUCCAAGAAGCUCCCGGCGAGGCAAGCCCCCUAAUCUCCUCAAGGCGUACUGGACUGACAUACGCAGAUCUGCAACGCCCCAUACGACUACAUCGACUCGCUCCCAUCCCAGAAGAACCGCAACAAGCUGCUCGACGCCCUCAACGACUGGCUGCAGGUCCCCUCCAGCUCCCUCGAGCGCAUCAAGAACAUCGUCCACAUGCUGCACAACUCGUCUCUGAUACGCCUCGGCCCUCCGACGCGGCCAGCCCGUCACGCACGCCUUCUACGGCAUCAGCCAGACCAUCAACAGCGCCAACUACAUCUACACGAACUCCGCAACCUCCACCGCGGCCAGAGCCUCGAUCUGUACUGGCGGCACCACGCCCGCUGCCCAACAACAGAAGAGUACAUCGUGAUGGUCGACAACAAGACCGGCAGCCUCUUCCGGCUGAUGCUGCGCCUCAUGACCGCCGAAUCACCAAUCAGCCGGCCUCUAGACACGGCGCUUUCCCGACUCCUAACCCUAACCGGGCGGUACUACCAGAUCAGGGACGACUAUCUGAACCUGACGUCUGCAGACUACGAAUCGAAAAAAGGCUUCUGCGAAGACUUCGACGAGGGCAAGUUCUCGCUUCCCCUGAUCCACCUGCUCACCCACACCCGGCACCCCGACCGCAUCACCUCCGCCCUCUUCAACCGGGUGCCCGGGACAGCUCUCCCGCGCGAGGUGAAGCGGCAUAUCCUGGCGGCGAUGGAGGAGGCCCGGACGCUGGACUACACGCGGGACGUGCUGAAGUAUCUGCAUGA
This is a messenger RNA of Aspergillus mulundensis, 2127 nucleotides long. RefSeq lists its product as uncharacterized. NCBI's taxonomy places the organism in Eukaryota, Fungi, Ascomycota, Eurotiomycetes, Eurotiales, Aspergillaceae. Bases 1 to 2127 code for a protein of 708 amino acids. The transcript has 6 exons. The record is from RefSeq and is a predicted model, not a curated record.